Molecule: messenger RNA, 773 nt
Organism: Punctularia strigosozonata HHB-11173 SS5
Lineage: Eukaryota; Fungi; Basidiomycota; Agaricomycetes; Corticiales; Punctulariaceae
Product: DJ-1
Exons: 5
Coding region: 19-612 (197 amino acids)
Biological process (GO): guanine deglycation, glyoxal removal; protein deglycation, glyoxal removal
Cellular component (GO): nucleus; cytosol
Molecular function (GO): protein deglycase activity
Source: RefSeq, a predicted model, not a curated record
CCCACUUCAAGGUCCAAGAUGACUGCAGCUCUCAUAUUGAUUGCGGAAGGUACGGAGGAGAUGGAAUUCGUCAUCACUUACGAUACUCUUGUGCGCGCUGGCGUCCAAUGCACGUCUGCCUACGUUGCAGCCGGGCCUGAAACCACUGACACACCGCAUGCUACAUGCUCGCGAGGCGUCAGGAUUGUACCCGAUGCGUUCUUCAACGAUGAUAUCGCAAGCGAUGCGCUCUCGCGUUUCGACGCAAUCGUCGUACCGGGAGGCGCCAAAGGCGCGGAGACGAUCAGCGGUAACUCCCGCGUUCAGAGCCUCAUCAAAAGUUUCUAUGAUCAAGGCAAAGUUGUGGGCAUGAUAUGCGCGGGAAGCCUUGCUGCGCUCUCAGCUAAGCUACCGAAGCAACAGAUCACUUCCCAUCCGAGUGUUCGGUCCAAAUUGGAGAAAGAAUUUGAGUACUCCGAAGACCCAGUGGCACUUUCCGGAAAACUUGUUACUAGCCGAGGUCCCGGCACCGCCUUCCCAUUUGCGUUAACUCUAGCCGAACUGCUCGUCGGCAAAUCCAAACGAGACGAGAUCUAUGGCCCGAUGGUGUUUCCACACGGGACUCCAUUCUGAGGCUUGAACUCGGAUGCCACGAAGCUUGUGAUAUAUUUAGACAGAGCUGGUAUCGCGAGCCACGGUGGAGCGAGCUUCAUUUCAGCUUGAAGGAGUUUAAUGCAACUGACUAGACUAUGUAUGUCCCAAUAUACAUAUGGUUCCAGCGCUGUCAAAGGCCC